ACCCACCUGAGAAAAAAAGGGGACGAAGAUGACGACAAUGGCGGUCCGUGCAACUGAGGUUUCGAUCUCUGCCAUUUUCGUGGGGCUUCUGCUUCUUCUCUCUGCAAGCGUCGUGAAUGGCGAGGUUCAUUACCGUGAUUUCGUGCUGACGGAGAAAAACUACACGAGGCUGUGCAGUACGAAGAGCAUGUUGGUCGUUAACGACAGCUUUCCGGGACCGACCGUUUAUGUCAGGAAAGGCGACACUUUGUACGUGAACGUCUAUAACCAAGGUAGCUACGGCAUCACCAUCCACUGGCACGGAGUGAACCAGCCGAGAAAUCCGUGGUUCGACGGGGCCGAGUACGUGACACAAUGCAAUAUUUUGCCGGGGACGAAUUUCACGUACCAAGUCUUGUUCUCGGAAGAGGAGGGGUCGCUGUGGUGGCAUGCUCACAGCGAGUGGGCGAGAUAUAGUGUUCAUGGGGUCAUCGUCAUCCAUCCCGUCGACGGAACGUCCUACCCAUUCCCGCGACCCGAUGGCGAGAAAGUGAUCGUACUCGCAUCUUGGUACACGGAGGACGUUUACGCGACCAUCGCCGAGAGGCUCGCCGAAGGAGCGGAUUUACUGGUGUCGGAGGCUUACACCAUCAACGGUGAACCUGGAGACUUCUGCGAAUGCUCCAAUGAAACAACACACAGGUGGACGAUCGAUUAUGGCAAAACCUAUCUCCUCCGCCUACUCAAUGCCGACAUGAAUGCGGAGCUCUUCUUUGCAAUUGCGGACCACAAUGUCACCGUCGUCGGCUCUGACGCGGCGUACCUCAAGCCUUUCUCCUCGGAAUUCGUCUUGAUUAGUCCCGGACAAACCAUAGACGUCCUGCUCACGGCAAAUCAGCCUCCGGGUCAGUAUUACAUCGCCUCUAGGCAAUACUACAGCAACAUGUUCAAAUACAGCGGGUACGAUCACACCAACGCGACAGCGAUUCUAGAGUACAGUGGAAACUACACUUCCCCGUCGACUCCCUUUUUCCCGUCCGGUCUUCCGCCGUACACGGACUACAAAGCAGCGACGAGCUUCGUGCAAAGUAUGCGGAACUUAGUCAAUCCCGCUGAUGUUCCGAUGGAUGUAACCACUCGCAUGUUCAUCACCGUGUCGCUCAACCAAUUCAUGCUCAAAAUCAAUGAUACGACUGACGAAGCUUACCCAUCUGCUAGCGUAAACAACAUCAGUUGGUAUAAUCCUUGGACCGACGUACUACAAGCAUAUUACAGGAACAUCAGCGGCUUCUACACGACGGAUUUUCCCGAUGAUCCGCCGACUUUCUUCAACUUCACCCAGCAUGACUUGCCUCUCAACACCACGGCUGAACCGGAGAGAGGGACGAAGGUGAAGGUGCUCGAGUACAACGAGGAGGUGGAGAUAGUGUUUCAGAACACCGACGUGAUGAACUCGUCCGAGAACCAUCCGAUGCAUCUCCAUGGCCAUAGCUUUUAUGUGCUCGGCACAGGGUUCGGCAUCUAUAACAACGAGACCGACCCUCUAACGUUCAAUCUGGUCGAUCCGCCUUAUCAAAACACCGCUUCAGUGCCGAAGGACGGAUGGCUUGCCAUUAGGUUUAGGGCGAACAAUCCAGGAGUGUGGCUAUGGCACUGUCACUUGGAUAAACACCUCACUUGGGGCAUGAACGCCGUGUUCAUCGUGAAAAACGGCGGCACCGAGGACACCAGCAUCCGCGAUCCCCCGGCCUAUAUGCCCCCAUGCCGUCCCGACUCCAGACUCCGGCUCGACGAGUUCUCUGGUUCGGGUGAGAAGUUGUACUUGACUUCGAUGUGAUCAGAAUUGAUACCCUUUUCGAGGCAUUAGCACAGAAACUCUCUCUUCCUUUGCCGCCGUCUACAGUGCUAGUAAAUAGUUCGCCGAGCGCAUAGGACGUCGGUCCUUGAAAAUAGUUUGAUUGUGCAAUAAUUACUCGAUUUAGUCUACUUAUUGGCAUAAUUUUAUGUUCAUAUUAAUGGCGGCCCCUGGCCUGUCUAUGAAGCCUGUCGAUGAAUUUGACAUGAUUUCAGCUUCUUCUUCUUA
Molecule: messenger RNA, 2062 nt
Organism: Rhodamnia argentea
Lineage: Eukaryota; Viridiplantae; Streptophyta; Magnoliopsida; Myrtales; Myrtaceae
Product: laccase-14-like
Exons: 7
Coding region: 29-1816 (595 amino acids)
Biological process (GO): lignin catabolic process
Cellular component (GO): apoplast
Molecular function (GO): copper ion binding; hydroquinone:oxygen oxidoreductase activity
Source: RefSeq, a predicted model, not a curated record